Rhopalosiphum padi (bird cherry-oat aphid) is the source of this 1071-nucleotide messenger RNA. RefSeq lists its product as uncharacterized. Gene Ontology annotation, molecular function: nucleic acid binding. The record is from RefSeq and is a predicted model, not a curated record. The transcript is spliced from 2 exons. NCBI's taxonomy places the organism in Eukaryota, Metazoa, Arthropoda, Insecta, Hemiptera, Aphididae. The coding region runs from base 1 to 1071 and encodes 356 amino acids.
AUGGAAGAUAAUACAGAAAUAAUUACGGGUGAUAUCCCUGAAGUCGAAGGUUGUAUGCCUCUGCAGCCUGAAGAAUUUGUGCCCAGUCGUCAAAAAAUAAUUAUUGUUAAUAUUUACAAGGAUAUCAUUUCUAAUACACCAAGCAUAAAAUAUUUGGAUAUUAUUAAGCGUAUUAGAGAGUUAACUGGUUUGGGACGAGACAACGUAAAGAAUACUAUCAGUCAGUACAAAACCACAAAAACAGUAUCUUCUCCCAACAGGAGAAGAGCAAAGGCUUCACUGUUUGACAAAAUUGAUGAUCUGGACCGCACAGGAUUACGUCGGACAAUCCAUUCUGUUUGGUUAAAGCGUGAACUACCAACCAUAGACCGAAUUUUAUUUGAUGUCAACGCGGAUCCGUCGCUUCUAAAUUUUAAAAGAACAUCUUUGUAUCGUGUCAUCAAAAACUUGGAUUUUGUUUUUACAAAAAGAAAAAGAUGCAGUGUUCUGACCGAGAGGGAAGACCUUAUCGUUUGGCGUCGUAAGUAUUUAUACGACAUUCGAAAAUACAGAGAAGAAGGUCGAACUAUAUACUAUCUGGACGAGACUUGGUUGAACGCCGGCGAUUGUGUCGAUCGUGUUUGGAAGAACAAUACGGUUCUCUCCAAACACGAUGUAUUUAACAAAGGCCUCACGACCGGUCCACAAAACCCGUCCGGUAAAGGUAAGCGGCUCAUUAUACUACAUAUUGGGUCGGAGAAUGGUUUUCUUCCAGGUGGCCUGCUGUGUUUCAUUUCAAAAAAAAAUACCGGCGAUUAUCAUGACGAGAUGAAUGGAGAUAACUUCAAAGAGGGGUUCGAAAACAUUCUCCCUGUACUCGACCCAAAUUCCAUUAUCGUCAUGGACAAUGCGCCGUACCAUUCGGUAAAAAUGGAAAAAUAUCCAAAUGCCAGUUGGAAAAAAGCAGUUAUAUUGGAGUGGCUCAUUUCCAAGAAUGUCGAUUGCGAACGACCGUUGUCGUCGUUAUUGAAGCCCGAACUUCUGGCGAUAUCAAGACAAAUGCGACCUCAAUUCAAAUCGUAUGUAAUCUAA